AUGAUGUGUGUCGAACAUAAGGGUGCAUAUCCAUGUGAGAGUCGUUUAAGUAAAGAACAUAGUUUACAAUUUUCAAAAGCUCAAACUGUAAUUAAUGGAGAAUUCAAAGAAGUCAAAUUAGCAGACUUCAAAGGCAAAUAUUUGGUACUAUUAUUUUAUCCAUUAGAUUUGAUAAAUACUCCUCGAUCUCAAGGCGGUCUUGGUAAAAUUAAAGUACCAUUAUUGUCGGAUUUAACACAUCAAAUUGCAAAAGAUUAUGGUGUUUAUUUGCAAGAUGUUGGUCACUCUUUAAGAGGAUUAUUUAUAAUUGAUGGACGGGGUAUUCUACGACAGAUAACGAUGAAUGAUUUACCUGUGGGAAGAAGUGUUGACGAAACUCUCAGAUUAUUGCAAGCAUUUCAAUGUAAUUACACAGAUAAACAUGGUGAAGUUUGUCCAGCAGGCUGGAAACCCGGAAGUGAUACGAUUACCCCCGAUCCUGAAGGAAAAUUGAAGUAUUUCAAUAAGCAUGGUUCAUAA
Molecule: messenger RNA, 519 nt
Organism: Didymodactylos carnosus
Lineage: Eukaryota; Metazoa; Rotifera; Eurotatoria; Philodinida; Philodinidae
Source: the annotation of a GenBank genome assembly